This is a messenger RNA of Suillus discolor, 759 nucleotides long. RefSeq lists its product as uncharacterized. The record is from RefSeq and is a predicted model, not a curated record. The transcript has a single exon. NCBI's taxonomy places the organism in Eukaryota, Fungi, Basidiomycota, Agaricomycetes, Boletales, Suillaceae. Bases 259 to 759 code for a protein of 166 amino acids.
GCUCCAGCCCGUACCAACUGCGGCACGCAUUAGUACGGCUUUGCAAACUACGAAUAUCCCAAUAGUAAUGUGAGUCAUGUCCGUCUUCAAAUAUUGGUCUAUGUACUACUUGUAGAAGACCUAGCUGAAACGCUACGUGCAAGCUCCGUUUACUCAAGGUGAGUGGUACCUGCCUCGAGGAUUCAGGGUGACUUUCUUGGCGAGGACAUUUAUAUCAUAGGCACAGGCAGUGUCCCCCUGCUGGGUCUCAGUCUUCCCAUGUUCUGCUCUCACAAGCGCCGACGAAAGAUCCGCACGAAAGACUCCAUCUCGCAUCCUAUUCCAAGCAACCAUACCCCAGAAAUCCCACCAGAAAACGACGCACCCCUCUGCUCAACAUGCUCAUCCCUCGACCUCCAUGCAAUCCUUCACGACGGCGUCCCAAAAGAACACGCAAUCCUCAUCAGUCAUCUCACAGACAUCCUUAACAAAUCCAACCAAUGCGGACUGUGCAACCUCGUCGCUAUUGUCAUCCGUCGCGCGUGGAACUUGGAUAAGUUGCCUGAUAUCGACAUUUCUGAUAUUACCUGUGCGCUGUAUGCGAUGGAGUGCGGGUAUCCGAACAUUCCGGAUUAUAUCUCUCCUGUACUCAGGGAUAUCUGUCAUCGGCUGCAUAUUCAGGCUUUUGAUAGACCUCGGGAUGUUACAGCUGCCAUGGUCGCCGCACAGUCAAACCUCUUGCUGGAUAUCCAGCUCCUAUAUUAUAUAUUAAUUAAUUAG